AUGUUCGAGGUUAACGGCCUAACCGAGAAAAUUGCGCCGGGCAAGAAGAGGAGAGGACGACGUAUCGCAGACUUUUCAAGCGGCGGAUCUGGAGGAUGGUCCAGGGAUUUUCCCUCUCCUGUGAUGCUCGUGCAACAACUGGAUAUGGGACUGACUGCAGAGAAAAAUGACUUCUAUCUCGAACGAUGUGAGAGGAAGGAGGGCUUGAGUCAGUACUUGAUCAGCAGCAUUGAUGGAAGAGGAAAAACAGAGGGAAGCCUGGGAAAGGCGAAGAGUCACACUGGACGCCGCGAGAGUUCCCGGGAAGGCAAGCCUAGGGCAACUGCCAGUUCUUUGCCUGCGGCCGUCUUUCAAGAGCAGUGGCUGGCCAUCACCGGUGAUGCGUGGAAACGCUGUGCGAAUAUGGGCACAAUGAAUAGCUGA
Messenger RNA from Neurospora tetrasperma FGSC 2508, 423 nucleotides. RefSeq lists its product as uncharacterized. Bases 1 to 423 code for a protein of 140 amino acids. Lineage: Eukaryota; Fungi; Ascomycota; Sordariomycetes; Sordariales; Sordariaceae. The transcript is spliced from 5 exons. The record is from RefSeq and is a predicted model, not a curated record.